AUGCGUAGGAAAGGCAUGCGUAGGAAAGGCAUGCGUAGGAAAGGCAUGCGCAGGAAAGGCAUGCGCAGGAAAGGCAUGCGCAGGAAAGGCAUGCGCAGGAAAGGCAUGCGCAGGAAAGGCAUGCGCAGGAAAGGCAUGCGUAGGAAAGGCAUGCGUAGGAAAGGCAUGCGUAGGAAAGGCAUGCGUAGGAAAGGCAUGCGUAGGAAAGGCAUGCGCAGGAAAGGCAUGCGCAGGAAAGGCAUGCGCAGGAAAGGCAUGCGUAGGAAAGGCAUGCGUAGGAAAGGCAUGCGUAGGAAAGGCAUGCGUAGGAAAGGCAUGCGUAGGAAAGGCAUGCGUAGGAAAGGCAUGCGUAGGAAAGGCAUGCGUAGGAAAGGCAUGCGUAGGAAAGGCAUGCGUAGGAAAGGCAUGCGUAGGAAAGGCAUGCGUAGGAAAGGCAUGUAG
Molecule: messenger RNA, 441 nt
Organism: Oncorhynchus masou masou (cherry salmon)
Lineage: Eukaryota; Metazoa; Chordata; Actinopteri; Salmoniformes; Salmonidae
Product: protamine-like
Exons: 1
Coding region: 1-441 (146 amino acids)
Source: RefSeq, a predicted model, not a curated record